AUGUCGUUCUUGACAAAGUGGUUCAGAAAGACCGAACCAGAAGACUACGAAACCAUCCUCGCCUCCCUCUCCAUCGACAUCCAAAACCGUCAAACCCGCCUCUCCGAAAUCCGUCUCCGCGAACGGCGCGCUUCCCUCCUCGUCACGCUCUACACCCUCGGCACAUGGGCCGCGUACGUCAGCUUUUGGUAUAUGGGUCUCGUACCCUCCCUUGGGGUGUUGGGGACGGGGAUGAAGGGGGAGAGAGGGGAGAGGGUGGAGAGGGUGGUGGGGGCGUUGCCGGUGUUUGUGGGGCCUGUUUUGAUUUUGUUUACGAGACGGAUCAUACAGAUGUAUUUUACGAGGAAGGGAGAUGCUGAAGAAAAGACCCUGAAAGCACUCUACAAAGAACAACGCACCAAAAUCGAAGACAUCAAGAAGAAGACGAACUACUACAACACGCGGUCGCUCAUCGAGCGGUAUGACGAGGCUCCUUCCGCGCCUGGGGUUCGUCAAAGGAAUGUCAGUGGGGCACCACCAGGAGCACCGGGCAUGGGCGCAGGAGUAGGGGGAGGAGUGGGACAGAGCCCGCAAAGAGGAGGAUUAGGGCCGCAGAUGCCGUCGACGCCGCCACGGCUGGGACAAGGACAAGGACAAGGACAGGGGCAGGGGCAGAAUGAUUUGUUGAGGACGCCGAUGCCUUUGAGUCCGGGGUUGCAGACUCAUUUGAUGCCCAAACCCCAACAACCAAUCCCCCACCCCCGCAAACAAUGGUACGACAAACUCGCAGACGCGCUCCUCGGGGACGACGAAGCCGCACCCGGCCCCGCCGCGUCUCGAUACGCGCUCAUAUGCCAGAAGUGUUUUGCGCAUAAUGGGUUGGUGAAGGAGAGUAUGUGGGAGGAUGCGCAAUACGUCUGCCCUAAAUGUGGCCAGUUCAACCCCUCCGCUCGCUCCCUCAAACAAGGUGGCCCAGGUCCAUCAUCUACAACCUCCUCCCCACAGUCGAAGACCGCGUCGCCUCAGUCUGGUCGGCAAGGUCAGGCGCAGCUCGGAGUCCACCACCUGAAUCCUGCAUCUGGUCCUGCGGGAGGCGAGGUGACAGGGGCAGCGAGCCCGUCGCAGAGGAAUGCUUCGGCGGAGAGGCAAGAGGGCAGUGGUGAGGAGGGUGAGGGUGAGGGUGAGGGCAGCAGUAUGACGAUGGACGUUGAUAGCUCGUAGGAGGUGUCGUGCGUGAGGACGAUUCGAGCGGGACGGUCGAUGUUUUACUUCUUGGAUAUAUACACAUCUUGGGCUCGAUGAGUUAUGGGCACGAUAUCUGCCUGGAGGGGCAGUCAGUUGACUGUAUCACGGGCUCCACGGAUAGCGGGAACAAUAGUUGGGUGGGCAGGUUGGAUAGACGUGUGAUGGAGGUCAUGCAUGGACGUGGACUCAUAUUUGGUAGCUCGCUCGUUCGUUCGUCUGUUAUCGUAUGCUUCGGUUCAUCGCCAUAUUAUUUCCUGCUGAAUAUUGUAUUCUUUUUCGCAGCUCCUCCUGCAUUCGCCCGUCCGCUGCGCCCUCCCUUGCCUCCUCCUGUCUCUCCGACCGUUUCCCCCUCGAUUGUGGUUCAACUUUUGCUCGUGAUCAUGGGCCCCAAGUACGGACA
Molecule: messenger RNA, 1624 nt
Organism: Stereum hirsutum FP-91666 SS1
Lineage: Eukaryota; Fungi; Basidiomycota; Agaricomycetes; Russulales; Stereaceae
Exons: 6
Coding region: 1-1200 (399 amino acids)
Biological process (GO): endoplasmic reticulum tubular network organization
Cellular component (GO): endoplasmic reticulum tubular network
Source: RefSeq, a predicted model, not a curated record